This is a messenger RNA of Spea bombifrons (plains spadefoot toad), 1266 nucleotides long. RefSeq names its product coiled-coil domain-containing protein 190-like. Lineage: Eukaryota; Metazoa; Chordata; Amphibia; Anura; Pelobatidae. The transcript has 4 exons. Bases 324 to 1193 code for a protein of 289 amino acids. The record is from RefSeq and is a predicted model, not a curated record.
GCUGGGAAAUGCUUCUCACUUUUUCAGGGCUUUAAACUGCACAUCACACUUUUUACAGCUAUAUCUUCAAUGCCGGAUUAACACACUUUAUAACAGACUGGGCAUUAUAGAUUAAUUUCACUAAAUGGAAUCAAUCUAUCCAUCUUUGAGAAUAUAAUAAGAGUCCUUGCUUCUUAUCGCACUCUGAACCAAAAAUCUUGCUUCUUUAUUCAGGAGGCAAUCUUAUAGGCCCUUGAAAUCAACGAAACAAAUCAAAGUUACUCAGAAGAGAAAAUAAACUUUCCGUCAUCCUACAUUAGGUGCCGGUCCACAGAGACUUAAGGAUGCAGCGCUCCAGACAUCUUGGUAACAAUGCAGACAAGCAGUGGGAGACUGAGAGACGAGAUGCCAGAAGAGCAGCAGUCCGACUUAACCAUGGGCUCAAUGAGAUAGAAGAAGCCCAACUUUAUCAUGUCAACAAUAUGACCAAGGAGCAGAAAAGACUCCAAAUGGAUCUUGUCAAGAUGAAACAAGCUACGGCUAAGAACAAAACUACCAAAUGUGUACCCCCUGGAAAAUCUCCAUUAUAUCCACCUAAUUCUGGGGGCAGAGGAAAACUUUCCAGACAUGACAAGAAUGAAAGCAAAAACACAGUAUCUACUCCAGAAGGAAUAGUGGUGGCAUCUGGCUCAUCCAUGACUCUUCAAAUGCGAAUAAAUGACUUCAUGGAUGGAGUAAGCAGAAAGGAUAACCUGCAGUCAUCCCCAUCUGUCCAAGGGCCAACAGCUGAACCUCCAGAGUCUGAUAUCAAUGUAACAGAUGUAGAAAAUGCUAUGGCAAAAAGACUGAGUAUUUCUGGAUCCAUUAAUGAAGUUCAAAAUUCAUCAGAAUUCAAUGACAAAACAAAAGGCUUAACUAUUAAAUCUUCAACUCAAGAAACAAUUCCAAAAUCAGCAUAUUUCAAUGCACCACCAUCAAAGUCAAGACGGGGUUCCCUUUUCAAAGAAAAGUACAUCUUUGAUGAAGAAACAUUUGCACCUGAUGGAGGUCUCCGGACACUCCAUACAAUGCCCGAUUUGAUGGUUUCUCUCAAGGAAGCUAAAAAGGCAAGGUAUAUUCGACACAGACACAAACUGGACUCAGAGAAGGAGCUCAGUGUGCACGAGGUAUUCCAGAAGGAUCAUAAUAAGGAUAAUGAUACAAAUAAAAAUUAAAAUGUGCUUAACAAAAUUAAAUAAAAUAAAAAAAUGUAAAUUUUAUAUAUUUCAAUAGCACAUUAUAGUAACU